Molecule: messenger RNA, 3404 nt
Organism: Paramormyrops kingsleyae
Lineage: Eukaryota; Metazoa; Chordata; Actinopteri; Osteoglossiformes; Mormyridae
Product: REST corepressor 2-like
Biological process (GO): negative regulation of DNA-templated transcription; regulation of transcription by RNA polymerase II
Cellular component (GO): transcription regulator complex; histone deacetylase complex
Molecular function (GO): transcription corepressor activity
Source: RefSeq, a predicted model, not a curated record
GGUUUGGGUGCAGAGGAGGAAAAAAAACACGACCAUCUGAAAGGAAAUAGAGGAGCAAUGUCAGGAGGAAAUAAAGAGAGGAAGGAGUGGAUGACUCAGAGACGUAGAGAAAUAGGAAGAGUCUUGGUAGUAAAUUGUAGGGAGCGUGCACAAACAGGUUGCUCGGCGUGAAAACAUCCACGAUCGGGCACUUCCUCCACCACGCAUUCAUGAAAUACGAAUUCAGAUAUUUUGCCCUACAAUUUAUUUAAAUGCACGCGCAGUUAAAAUCGCGCCCUAUACAGCAACAGAUCUUCUCCGAAGGACACGCAUUGAGGAACUACUAAUAAGAUUAUAACUUUAAUAGUGUCAAAAGGGGGAAACCAUCCAACGUGGGGGACCGGAAACCGGCCACAGCACCGCCAUAGUAUAGGAUCUGUUAAAGCACGUUUUUGAGGGGGCGCCAUGGAACGCCCAGGGUCCGGUGUACUGUCCAGGAGCCGAGCCAAGACGGCCAGUGGCAACGGCAGCAGUCAGCAGUCGGAGGAAGACAGCAGCGAUGAGGACCGGACGCACGACAGCAUGAUCCGGGUAGGUGGGAACUACCAGCCCCAGAUUCCUGAGUACAAACCUGACAGCCCGGCUCGCUAUGCCGAGAAUGACCAGCGGGGGGUGCUAGUGUGGUCCCCCAGCCACCUGGUUUCGGAGGCCCAGCUGGAUGAAUACAUCCUGAUGGCCAAAGAGAAGCAUGGAUACAACAUUGAGCAGGCCCUAGGCAUGUUGCUGUGGCACAAGCACGACGUGGAGAAGUCCCUAGCCGACCUGGCCAACUUCACCCCUUCUCCAGAGGACUGGACGGUGGAGGACAAAGUGCUGUUUGAACAGGCCUUCAGUUUUCACGGCAAGAGCUUCCACCGCAUCCAGCAGAUGCUCCCAGAUAAGCUCAUCUCCAGCCUGGUGAAGUAUUACUACUCGUGGAAGAAAACUCGAAGUCGCACUAGUGUCAUGGACCGACAGGCACGGCGGCUGGUCAGCAAGAAGGAGAGAGAUGACAGCAGUAACGAGGCUGAGGAGGGCGCUGACGGGGGGAGCGACAAUGACUUCGAGGUGGAGGUGAAGAAAGAGGCCGAAAAACAGGCUACAGGGAGUCAGAUGGGAGGUGGGGACAGGGCAGCAUCCAGCCGGCCCGGCCCGCUACGAAAAGAGAGCCAGGGCUCACAGUACCGGCACCAUCCCCUCCGAGCCCGCCGGCGCCCCCCGAAGGGCAUGUACCUCAUGCAGGAGGACAUCAAUGCCGUCUCGGCCUCCUCAGAUGCGGGGGUCCUGUGUCUCAAGCAGCUGGACGGCCAGUUGGUGUCGCUGAAGAGACGGGUCCAGAGCAUCAAGCAGACCAACAGCGGCCUGAGGCUCAGCCUGGAGGGAGGAAUUGAGACCAUAAGGCCUACGGAGUCUGUCCCCAAGAUCAACUCCCGCUGGACCACAGAGGAGCAGCUGCUGGCCGUCCAAGCAAUCAGACGCUACGGGAAAGACCUCGCGGCCAUCGCUGAGGUGAUCGGGAACAAGACCGUCUCCCAGGUCAGCUCCUUCUUCAUUAACUACCGGCGGCGCUUCAACCUGGAGGAGGUGCUACGGGAGUGGCAGGCGGAGCAGGAGGUGCUGCAGGAGCAUCCCGGGGGGCCUGGCGACUCCAAGGGGGCGGCCGAGGCCGGGAGAGGUUUUUCAGGGGGCAACGGCAGCACAGAGGAGGACGAGGUCCAGAUCACCGCAGAGUUCUCUUCAGCUAACAGGACACCAGCUCCUGUCAUGGCCGAUAAUGCAGAUGGCACCGGCGUAACCCAAAGCGCGCCUUCUCUGUCUCAGCCACCCCCGCUGCUGCGCCCCGCCCCCCCAAGUCUCCUCCGCCAACCCCCGCCCCUGCAGACCCGCCCCCAUCAGCUGCGUACCCCUCACAACCACCCGCCGCCUCCUCUUAUACGCCCCGCCAUGGCUGCUGCCCGCCACCAGGGGGGGCUCCGCAACACCCAGGGCUCUCUCCCCAGUUCCAAGUCUCCGUCGUUGUCCACCUCAGCCGACCAGCUGCCACUAUCGCUGGUGGGGGUGAAGAUGGAAUCACCGCAGGCUAACUGAUGGUGCAGCCAGAUUUCUUCCUCUUCGAGCCACACAAAAAAAACAACAGCCAACCUCAACCCCAUCGUAAGAACCCUCAGAAUCUGGGACGCAGAGGACAACAGCUGUUACCUCCCGACCCAUGACUGUGACAAAAGUGACCUACAGGCUCAGCUGACAAUUGACCAAAUUGUACGGCGCCUACAGGUGACCACGAGGAUCCAUUUUGAAACCAAACAGUGGUCUUACCCCCACACACCGAGACCAUCCAACCAAAAUCCAUAUACACUGGAAUGUUGUGGCUGAUGAGGUGAACUAUGACAAAGGAUUUACUUGAUUGGUCCCUGGCAGAGCUGCAGGGCGACUCCAGACACGUUCUGAUAGGCUGAAUGCAGAAUGGUAUCUAUGGAGACGCAGCAUAUGUUUGCGGCUUGGUGACAUCAAUCCCACGGUGAAGAGUCGUCAAUCACCGAUGAGCCAUAUCGCACUAGCCAUUUGAGAAAAUAGUAGUAGUUAACCUGUAUGUGAGAGUUUUCCGGCUUACUAAACAGAGAACGGUGCGUGAGAUCAUUCUGACCUAUUCAUUUGGCUUAACUAGUCCCAUUACGAGUUAGUUAAUACCCACCCUUUUCUCUACAUAAACACUAAACACACUGCUAUACACUAUUUUUUAGAUGGGGGUACAAAAAAAGCAGGCACCAAUGUUCUACAUAAUUUGGAAAAAGUAUUUUUAUAUUAUGCCACACACGUAUAAAACGGUGAAAACAGUCCUCUGAUGGCUUGUGAGUUUGAGACCCGUUUCUAACCUUUUUUUGUCUAGAGUAGAACCAAAACACUAAAAAGUUAAAUUUGACCUGGACUAAAUGAAACUAAAUAUGUAGACAUCAUGAAACGCACACGGAAGCAACCGCGCAAGCGUAGGACGGAGUCCACCCUGUGCUUGUGAACGGGUGUGGGAUCAGUUUUCGUUGUAUGUGGACCUGUCGUAUUGUUAGAACCUUAUUUAAAAUAAAAUACUGCAUCUUGAACCAUUUGUAAAGUCAUCCAUGUUUCGUUAAUCUAAAUCCAAUUAAACAAGGGGAGAUUGAAGGACAUCACACACACACACACAAAAAAAACCAUAAUGGGAGUAUGACCCCAUUCUAACUGAAAAGUUUUGUGUUUUGCGGACAGUGGUUCUUGGAUUGUCAGUUACUUGAUUAUCCACACAUUAACACUGUCUGUCAUUUGAAUAGCGCCGCCCGACAGAUACUCGUUAAUGUGCCAAUGAACCCUUUUAACGUACGAUUUUAUCCAAGGCGAUGCACAAUUGAGAAAGU